UUACUUUUAGAACUUUAGUCGCUCAACAGUCGUCGAUAUGAGUGUGUGAUCGUUUCUUCAGCAAGCGCGCGUUCACGUGCAACACCAUGUCAUUUCAGACUCGUAAAAGUGCCAUUUUUUGCUUAAUUGUGUAUUUUUUCACAUGGAUAUCGGCGCAAGAUUUAAUGUGCUGUUCGCAUACCACCGGCUCCUGCAGAAGUGUGUGCGAGAAGAUAUCUUUGGCUCAACUGGCCGCCGAUAGUCGUCUGAGGAACGAAACUGUGGAAGAAGUACGGAAAUUCUGUUCACCUCAGCUGAGUCCAUUCUGGGAGUGCCUCAAUGCAACAUUCAAAGAUAUGUCACGUGGAGAGUCGUGGUCAGGCCGCGUGUGCUGUCCCAUCCCCCAAAGCAACAGCUGUCGACGGGCCUGCAUUACGGCGACUUCCACCCAAGACCUGGCCCAAGGCUGUCGCCAAAGCGACGAAAUUGAGUUUUUUCGUUGCUUAGAUCGACAAAAAAGCGGUGAAGAGUGUUGCAGUAAUGCAAGAAGUGACGAUUGCCACCACGUCUGUCUUGAAAUCUUCAGGAGUCGCUGGACGCCCAACCCCCCACUCCGACUCAAAGUCCAAGAAACAUGCGAAGCCAACAGUCCGAAAGUUAUGGAGUGUGUCAAGGAUUUCAUAAAAGUGACGCCAGCAAAAGAUUUGCACAAAAAGAAGCACUGCUGCGACAUGUCCAACCAGAGCAAGUGCCGUGAAACUUGCAAAAAACUCCUCUCCAUGAAAAACAUCACGGUGCAGGAGAGCAUAGAUGGGUUACAGUUGGGUGGGUGUGGGUCACCCCUCCCACAGGAGUACUUUUGGUCGUGUUUCCUGAAAUCGACUGAAACGGCUGAAACAGCCGUCGAAGUUUCAAGGAUCGAAAGAGUUGGCAUGGACUCGGCAAAAUCGCAUUGCUGCCCUCGAGCCGCAAGUCACUCCUGCCAAAAACUGUGCACCAAGACAUUCACCAAAUUCUGGUCCACGUCUUGGGACGAGUUUUACAACAGGUGUUUGACACAAGUGGCGGAGGAGAACUUGAGAAAUUGCAUAGAUGAAGUUGACGAACCUUGCGAACUUGGUUGCGACGGCCUUAGUUUUUGCACGAAUUUCAACAAUCGGCCUACUGAACUCUUCCGGUCUUGUAACACUCAAGCCGACGAAGCGGCUCGGAAUGAUGUCUCCGUCUGGCAAUUCCAGAAUAAAUUGACACUUCCUGGACUCAUCCUCCCACUUAAGAACAUCUCCCAGUGCUCCCCCAAUGUCUGGAAAACUGUAGCGUGCACUCUCCAGAUUAAACCCUGUUCGAGACACAGUCAUGCCAACCAAAUUUGUCGCGAUGUUUGUCUGGAUAUCCUCUCGAAGUGUGUGGACUGGACCAGGAUAUCACCUGAACAUUCGGCUGAAACGAUUUGUGCCAGUUUAUCACCAGAAGAUCCCAAUGUUUCCUGCAUCCGCCUUCAAAACUUCUUAUACCCAAGUGAGACAAGUAUCGAGAGAAUCAGCCAACAGGUUUUCUCUCCCUGUAAAGGCAAUCCAUGCGAACCUAACGAAGUUUGUCUCCUAAACCGGAACUGUAUCCACGGUACCAACUGUCUCCCGUAUAAGUGUGUCCCUGGAUGCAAACUGGGCGAAGUCAGCGAGUACAAAGUACCACAUGGUACCUACGUCUGGAUUCCCAAUGACAACAACAACAACCAACAGAGUUGCUUGAAGAUUUGUAGAUGCAACGCGGGGAAAAUUGAAGAGUGCCAACCUCUAUUAUGCGUGAAACUUAAACCAUGUCUCAUGGGUACUGCCAUGCAUGGUACUUCGUUCAAUAUAGACUGCAAAACGUGUAGUUGUUUUGCUAGUGAGGAUAUUUGUAGUAAAAAACAGUGUGAAAGUACUGCCCUGACUGGGGAAAACACUGCGUACACCACUUUGCCUUGUAAUUGUGUUCCACAUUACGUCCCAGUGUGCGGCAAGGAUGGUAACAAUUACCCAUCGGCCUGUUUAGCCAAGUGCGCCGGUUUGACGGACUCUGAAAUUGAACCAGCUCCAUGUGAGGACCCAUGCCGGUCCCAUAGCUGUCCCAUCGGCCACAAAUGCGUCCCAAGACCCCAGAUUUGUCUCUUCUCGCGCGAGCAUCGCGAUUGCAAACAAUACGAAUGCAUUAACGGUACUACCAACUGUCGCAACUUGCCCAAAUCCCCCGUCUGCAGUACCAACAACACCGAAUUCGAAAACUCCUGUCUUUUGGCCCACCACAACGCCAAAUUGGCCUACCACGGGCCCUGUUUGCGUAACUGCCGCCACGAAGGAGUCGUUUGUGGCUUCAAUGGUCGUACCUACAUCUCCGAAUGUGCCGCAUGGGCCGAUAUGGUCUCCGUGGAUUACGUGGGGCGGUGCAGAAGAGUGGGUUUGAUUGGUACCACCAAGACCAAGAGGUGUCCCGACGUGAAAUGCCAGGCUUUGCCCGACCCCAACUGUCUCGGAGUGACCCCUCCAGGGGCUUGUUGUCCCAUUUGCGGUGGUACUCUGAACUUGCUCUACUCGCGACAGCAAAUAAACCGGGCUUUGUAUGCCCUCGACACCAACACCGAUUCUUUGACUCUGAAAGCCAUGUUGAAGGCUUUGGAUCGGCAAAUCCAAGUCGCUCAGUGUGUGCUUCGAGGGUAUUUGACUGUCGAAAUGGAUAUUUUCGUGACGGUGCAAACCACGGAGAAAUACCCGUCGAAGCUCCAGCUCGAGGCUUGUGUGCAAGAAGCCGAGAAAAUCGCAAGUUUGGUCAAUAUGCAAAGCCCGAGGAUUGUCAGUGAAGUCACUCUGAGUUCGCUCACUUUAGCUAACAUCAUUCAUGUGAAUUCUGCGGCGAGUUUGGGUGCGUCACUGGUUUUCGUUGUUGUUUUGUUGAAACUGCUUUGAGCUGCAACCAAAAACUUUUGAUCUCGCGUUGUUUUUAAAGAGGCCAAAUAUUAUACCAAAGAAAUACGACUGCGCUCUAUUUUCGGGCGCUUUGACAAUUAGGUAUUUUUAGAUCGUUACAAAGAAACUCGGGCGAAAUUAUGCAAAGACUUACACAAGUGCCAAAUUGAGUUAGGAUGGGCCAGUUUCUAGCAAAUCUGUGAUAUGUACUAUAUUAUGUAAAUAACUUAUGUUAUUUUACGCCGUUAACAGAGCUGUAAAUAACAAAUGUAAAUAGAAGAGAUGAUUUUAUACUGCUUUGUUUAUUUUAACAAAUUUAAGACUUUGGCGAUCAGUUACGGUUAAGUUUUAUCUGCAAUAACUUGAGUUUAUUUCCUGUGUAAUUUCAUAACCAAAUCAUUUUGUAAUUUAUUGAAAUACAUUUUAAAA
This is a messenger RNA of Tribolium madens (black flour beetle), 3353 nucleotides long. It is a transcript of the gene Reck, whose product is annotated as reversion-inducing cysteine-rich protein with Kazal motifs. Gene Ontology annotation, cellular component: plasma membrane. The coding region runs from base 87 to 2924 and encodes 945 amino acids. The record is from RefSeq and is a predicted model, not a curated record. Gene Ontology annotation, molecular function: protein binding; metalloendopeptidase inhibitor activity. Lineage: Eukaryota; Metazoa; Arthropoda; Insecta; Coleoptera; Tenebrionidae. Gene Ontology annotation, biological process: extracellular matrix organization. The transcript has 9 exons.